Talaromyces stipitatus ATCC 10500 is the source of this 1890-nucleotide messenger RNA. RefSeq lists its product as uncharacterized. Gene Ontology annotation, molecular function: protein binding. The coding region runs from base 502 to 1890 and encodes 462 amino acids. The transcript is spliced from 3 exons. The record is from RefSeq and is a predicted model, not a curated record. Lineage: Eukaryota; Fungi; Ascomycota; Eurotiomycetes; Eurotiales; Trichocomaceae.
UUGAGCGGCAGACAAUGGUAAGCCUGGCGCCAGACAGACGAAGAGCGAGAAGUUGUACGACUCGUUAGAAAGGGCAAACCUUAUGAAGGCCAGAAGAAGAGAAUACCCAAGAGGUUUUCCAAUAUCUGUAAUUGGGUUUUUGAGAAUAAGAAUUCUUGGAAUGGGGGCAGAGUGAGAUCCCUGAUUUGCUUUGGCUGUGAGCUAAACCGGGUUGGGGAAAGCCAGUGGUAGCAAAGACGUUAGUUGAUGAAUGACUGGCAGGUACACCUCCACCGGCCACUGCUGUCUGCUAUUUCUUCUUUAAGGAUAUAUCCGACUAUCAAAGAAGUCCAUCCAGCGCGAUGGCAGCGAUUCUUCACCAGUUGUUCUCUGCCAUUCCAUCCCUUGUGCGACACGCGUUGUUUCUAUACGAGCUCAAUGGAAAGGAGCUUCCCAAUCUCUUGGACACUAUGUUUGAAGUACUGUUGAGUGCCGCUGCUGGUCCAAUUGUAACACAAAGUAAUGUGUAUCAUGGACGCACUUGAUGAAUGCGAGGAGGGUAAGCGAGAAUUCCUGAUCAAGAAGACAACCAAUUUCCAUCUUGACUCGAAGAACGCCGCAGACCAGCAACCAAAGUUGAAGUUUUUCUUAACUAGUCGACCGUACUAUGACAUCCAGUUUCAAUUUCAUCUGCUCAUCCAAGAGGUGCUGACCAUUCAUUUAUCUGGGGAUGAAGAAUCUGCAAAUAUCAGCAACUCAACCAACGGCCAGCGAACCAAAGGGAGAUUGAAAAAGCCUGUCUCGGAACUUCCACGUAGUGUCAUGAAAGCCUAUGAUUUGAUCUUGAAAAAGUCUCGAGACAAGAAGCUUGCACGCGACUUAUUGCGUAUCAUUUUCGCUGCCAGAACCCCCUUGACUCUAAAAGAGAUGAGCGUUGCCCUAGCACUUGCGGGAGACCUUAGUUACAGUUCGUACGAAGAUAUGGAUUUGAAGACCCGGAUGUCUUUAGACAAGGGAUCAGCAAUAUCUAAUUUUGUUUACCUCAUUCAUCAAACUGCUAAAGAGUAUCUGGUUGAAAAGGGAAACGAGGACAAGGGCGAUCGGAAACAUUCAUUUUGUCCUCAAGAAUCGGAGACGCUUAUCGCGGGUGUCUGUAUUUCUCUUCUUUCUUUUGAGUGCUUUGCGAAGGACCCGAUUCCAGUUGAAGAAGAUAAAAUGAGCGGUAUCAGUUCUUUCGACCAAGGCCGGAGCAUACAGAUUCCUGUUUCUUAUCUUGAGAGUCACCCUUUUUUGGAAUAUACUACCAUGUAUUGGACCGAUCACUGCAAAUCAUCCGGACUCGAAUCUCAAGAAUCGUGGCAGUCACGUAUUACCACGCUAUGCGAAGCACGCUCGCUGGUAUUUCAAAGAUGGUUUGCAAUAUAUCGAUACACAAUCGAUAAGCAUCUCCCCAAGGAGAUGACGAGUCUAAAUUCCGAAGCAAAAUUCGGGAUUACAAAUAUUCUACGUCGAUUCUUAGAUCAGGGUGAAGAUCCAAAUGAACGUGUUAGCCAACAAGCAACCCCAUUGCAGCGCGUCACAUUCAGGUCAUUUGAAGCAACAAUGAUACUCGUGGAAGCUGGAGCAGGCGUCAAUGCUGUGGGAUGGGAGACCCCCUUUUUCACCGAAGUCGAUGAUCAUGGGAAUGAAAGACAGGUAGGGACGGUCUGUGGUACGCCUCUGUGUAUGGCUGUCUAUGGAGACAAUCCCGAUAUUGUUAGUUAUUUGAUGCAGAAUGGGGCAUCAGUGGACCUUCAGUCAACUGAUGAUGAAGCCCCAAUGGACAUUGUACUUCCUAUGCUGCAAUCGAGAGAUAACGCUAGUAAGACCCUUCAGAUCCUUCUUGAUCACGGCGCAGACGCAAGUUGUUAA